Bicyclus anynana (squinting bush brown) is the source of this 3061-nucleotide messenger RNA. RefSeq lists its product as uncharacterized. Gene Ontology annotation, molecular function: GTP binding. The record is from RefSeq and is a predicted model, not a curated record. Bases 140 to 2950 code for a protein of 936 amino acids. The transcript is spliced from 4 exons. Gene Ontology annotation, cellular component: nucleolus. NCBI's taxonomy places the organism in Eukaryota, Metazoa, Arthropoda, Insecta, Lepidoptera, Nymphalidae.
UGUAUCAUCUGUCAAAAAGCGAGCUCAUCGAGAGUGAUACAUGACAUAACCUACAAAACAUUUUAGAACAUCGAGUAACUUUAACCGCGUGUUAUUGCUGAAUAUUAGUUUGUGUCUGUGAUAUAUAUUUAAUACUAAAAUGGGAAAAGUAAGGUCUGCGCCGGGGGCACCCCGUAAACAGGGCUUCAACAAAUCCGGCCAUUCCAUGAACCCUGAGAGGCCUACUGAAGGCUUGAAAGGGGUUGGAAAACCUAGGACUAAGGGAACUAUAAAAAGGCUACAGAUGUAUCGUAAUUUCAAAGCGAAGAGGGACAAGACAGGAAAAAUUUUAACACCUGCACCAUUUCAAGGUUGGCUGCCGUCUGGUACCCAAGCCAGGGUUGAGCCAAACCAGAAGUGGUUCGGCAAUUCGCGGGUGAUAUCACAAAAUGCAUUACAAAAGUUCCAAGAAGAAUUUGGAGCCGCUGUCAAAAAUCCUUAUCAAGUUGUAAUGAAACCUACUAAUUUGCCCAUAACGUUACUCAACGAAAAAGCGAAAAAUGCCAGAGUACAUUUGCUAGACACAGAAGGCUUUGACAAAACUUUUGGCCCUAAAAAACAAAGGAAGCGGGUAAAUUUAAAAUUCAAUGACUUGGAAACUUUGUCUAAGGCUGUUGAAGAGAAUGCUGAAAAAUAUGAUGAGAGUAAAGACGUGGACAGAGUACGUGAAGACAGCGGCAUCAAAGAUGGCCAGAGAGAGUGGAUAUUUGGAGCUGGGAUGAGUAAAAGAAUCUGGAAUGAAUUGUACAAAGUGAUAGAUUCCUCUGAUGUUUUGUUGCAAGUACUUGAUGCUAGAGAUCCCAUGGGAACUAGAAGUCCAUAUGUAGAAAAAUUCUUAAGAGAAGAAAAGCCACAUAAACACUUAAUAUUUAUCCUCAAUAAAGUGGACUUGGUACCAAAUUGGGUAACACAAAGAUGGGUAGCAAUCUUAAGCUCAGAAUACCCUACAGUAGCAUUUCAUGCAUCCAUGACACAUCCCUUUGGUAAAGGUUCACUGAUAAAUUUAUUGCGACAGUUUGCAAAAUUACAUAUUGAUAAAAAACAAAUAAGUGUUGGCCUCAUUGGUUACCCAAAUGUUGGCAAAUCUUCUGUUAUCAACACAUUGAGGGCUAAAAAAGUGUGUAAAGUUGCACCAAUUGCUGGCGAAACCAAGGUAUGGCAAUACAUAACAUUGAUGAGAAGAAUAUAUUUAAUUGAUUGUCCUGGAGUUGUGUACCCAUCUGCGGAAACUGAUACUGAAAAAGUUCUCAAAGGUGUAGUACGGGUUGAACUAGUACAGAACCCUGAAGAUUACAUUGAAGAGGUGAUAAAGAGAGUCAGGAAGGAAUAUCUUGUAAAAACAUACAAGGUUGAUGGAUGGGAUACAGCAACAGAUUUUUUGGAAAAAAUGGCAGCUCGUACUGGAAAAUUAUUAAAGAAAGGUGAACCAGACAUAGCACAAGUGUCGAAAAUGGUUCUGAAUGACUGGCAAAGAGGUAAAUUACCUUUUUAUGUUGCACCUGAAGGAUUCGAGGUACCAUUACCAAAACCAGAAGAUGGAGAUAAAGAAUCUGUUAAACCAAAUGAAGAGAAUAAAGAAGAAACUCCUAAAAAUGUGACUGAAGCAGAGGCACAAGACGAGACAGUUGAAAAGCCUGUUCUGACUGUCAAUAAAUUGAUAAUAGCCCAAGAUUUUGCUAAAAUUAGAGUAGGAUUGCAAUUUGAUAAUGAUGAUGAUGUAAAACCACUUGAUAAAAUUGUUAUUCCUGAAGAAUUACAAGGUAUAGAUGAAACACUGGAUGAGAGCAAAUCACAAAAUGGAGAACAGGAAGAGAAAGAUGAGACUGUUGAAGAUAGUGAUUCAGAUAUCAGUGGCUUCUAUAGUAAUGAUGAAAAUGUUUGCAGUGAUGUGGAAGAUCAUUUGACAAAUGACCCAGAGACUGUAAAAGAGUUAAAAAGAAAGAGGCUGCAAGUAGCCAGUGGCACAUUCACAGUUGAAGAUGUGGCUCAGAAAAGAAAGAAACAUAAGGCAAAUGAUGAUGUAUCUGUUAAGAAAAAGACGACUGCUAAGCAGAGAAGAGCUUUGGAGCGAGCUCAGAAGCGUACAAAAACAGGAAGCAACUUCUAUGAAGUGUCAAAUAUGUCUUCUGGAAGUGAGAGUGAUGAUGACUAUGUACCUGAAGAACCUGGACCCCUCUCUGAAGAAGAAUCUGCAGAUGAAGAGACCAACAUAGAGUAUGAAAAAGAAGUUGAACACAAAACCAAGAAAAGAAAAUCUGCACAGCUCACUAAAGGGAAAAAGAAAUUAAAAACUAAAAAUGGCAUUAAAGAGAUUCUGAAAACAGAGGAAGAGGUAAUAGAAAAAGAAGAACCAGCAACUCAAGAUUCUGAAGAAGAAAAAAAAAGAGUAGAUGAUCUGUGGUCCAAAUUUUUAGAAGGAACUGAUACAAAACCUAAACCUAAAAUAAGUGAAUCCAAUGCAUCACAGGCAACAAAAUCUUCUAAUGAUGUUUUAGAAUCUGCAAAAGCUACUGUCAGUACAAAAAAUAAAGAAGAUGAUAAGGAAAGAGAGAAAAGAAUAUUUGAGUUUGCAGGAGAGACUGUUGUUGUCGAAAACAAUAUGAUAAAAGAAAGAAUCAAAACAGGUGAAUCAGCCACAGUAAGUAAACCAGAAUUCAUCUCUCGCGGCCGAGGCGGAGGGUUGUCCGACCUUCUAGGACAGCUGAAAAAUAAAAAUACACUGUCAACACUAGAAAAAUCUAAACUCGAUUGGAAUACUUAUAAAAAAGAAGAAGGAGUAGAAGAUGAAAUUGCUAGUAUCAAUAAAGGGAAAUCUGGAUAUUUGGACCGUCGAGAUUUCUUAGAGAGAACAGACAUGCGACAAUACGAGAUCGAAAGGGAUUUGCGUAUGAGCAAACGCAGCAAGCGAUGAGUCACAAAUUAAAAAUCAAGAACUCAAUGAUACUCCUACAUCGACUUUUAAUAUCAUGCUAUAGGCUGUAGCUGAUUAUUUUUAAGAUCUUAAUAAAGAAUGGAUAUAAAA